Amphibalanus amphitrite is the source of this 2069-nucleotide messenger RNA. RefSeq lists its product as uncharacterized. Gene Ontology annotation, cellular component: extracellular region. Gene Ontology annotation, molecular function: chitin binding. The transcript is spliced from 3 exons. The record is from RefSeq and is a predicted model, not a curated record. Bases 553 to 1692 code for a protein of 379 amino acids. NCBI's taxonomy places the organism in Eukaryota, Metazoa, Arthropoda, Thecostraca, Balanomorpha, Balanidae.
UUGUUUGUUUUUAGUAUAGGAAGGCAUUCUUUUGUCUUUAUAAUCAGGAGGUUGGUCCGCCUUUAGAAAGGACUACGCGAAGGUGUCGCGUUAUCGACGAAUACGAUCUCGCCAUAACUUAGCGACACCCAUAACGUAAAAUGGUCAUAUGUUCGAGUCUCAAAGGACCGUCACCCCUGCUCUCUCCGAGUGUCGCCCGGCUCCGCCAACGUGGCGACUUUUUGUGCUUGUGGACUCUGCAGUUAGCAUCACAAUGGUAUCGCCGGCCGGUGAUAAGCCCCUUGAAAGAACGCCGCGGGCGCAGUUGUCAGUCGCCGGCGGAGGGUGUACCCUGUGGACCUAACGCCGGCCCAAAGUGAUCUGCAGACGGGGAUUCGGACUCUGUGGAUCCAACCCGGACUCAGAGGGUCCCUCAGCUGGUUCUGGACCCGGUGGACCAGAUUCAGACUCGGGUGGUCCCGAAGACGGUGAUCUGGAUCAGACCCGGACCUGCAGUGCACCUCGGCCUGCUCCCCGACCUUCAGAGUGCAGACUGAGAGGGGUCGGGUCGCCAUGACCUUUGCACUGCUCCACCUCUGCCUGGUGACUGCGGGGACGUUGGCGGUCAGCUCGGCCCAGACGGUGACCUAUCUGGGCCGCCCUCUGCGGGACCGGACCGCCGCCGGCAGCACCCGACCCCCACCCCGGUCACCGGCGCACACCCUGCCGCUGGUGGAUGAGCUCAGCGUGCUGCUCUCCGAGUCCCGACGGCUGCUGGCGCGGCGCGGACACAGCCAGGGAGGACAGCAGCGGACGGCCGCACGUCGGGCCGGGCCAGGGAGGGUACCGGCCGGAGCGGGUGGCGCCACCUACCUCAGUGCUGCCCUCUACCCAGCUGCAGGGCUGGCGGACCGAGCGGCCAAAGCCAGCACUGGGAAUAGUGCAAAUGAUAGCGGUAGGGAAAACCGACCACAGGAGCACAGCACGUUUCUAGCUGCAGAUAAACAAAGCAAUUUUCUGGACCAAACCCUAAGCCCAAGAGCGAGUGGCGGUGUGCAUGUUUGGCGUAAACUCGACAGUACCGUUACAUCCAAAUCUGGCAUUGGUGAAGACGAACCAAAGCUGCUGACCAAGUUCGAAGACGAUCAGGAUAUCUUGGCCCAUGAGUCGUCCUACACCUCGUACGAAGCAAGUUCCUCGUCUGUUACAGCCGAGCGUAAGACGACGGCUGCAGUGCCGUCCGGAACGAUCCCACUCUGGGGUCUGCCCAUUGUAGCCCUUUCCUCUACUACCGCCGACAGCCGCGCCUCUGGCGGGCGCAAGCGGUCGCCCUCCGCCACCUUCAGCCCCACUAUGCGGCCUGGGACAGGUGGCGCCCGAUUCGGCAGCAAAGCCGACACAGGUAGCGCCGGAGUCGCUGACGACGGCAGCACGGCCACCUCGACCCCUGCCGGCAGAGAUAACGUGCCGGGCCGGCCGGGCCGCGACUACCCGACCUUCUCAAAGCCUCCGGUCACGGGGUUCAGCUGCCGCGGCAAGGUGCCCGGCAUGUACGCCGACUUCGAGACUCGCUGUCAGGUGUGGCACUUUUGUCACGAGAACGGCCACCACCGGUUCCUCUGCGUGGCCGGCACCGUCUUCAGUCCCAUCAGUCGCACCUGCGACUGGUGGUACAACGUCGACUGUCGCUACGACGCCUUCCCGCCCUUCUGAGCGCAACACCCGUGACCUCUGUGACGUUAUAUCGUCUGACCUAACCUGGCUGGUGAGCUGUUAACGUCGGGGCAGAAUUUAUGAAACGCUGGGAUGUUGGAACGGUCCAGCAUGACGACAGUGGCCCUAGUGUCCGAGCGUGUUCAGAAAGGCAUCAUCGGCGGUGUGGCCAGUGGCAAUUAGCUGUCAGUGAUGUCAGGCGACCUGUGAACUUUGUGAGGUGGUCAUCGUCCAACAGCGUAACAACAAUAAACGAUGGAAAAUAUACUGACUUACAUACAUGGUCAUGUCUCUUGUCAAUACAAACACGGGCGACAACCUGUCGCCCUGAACGAGACAACUCCAGAAUGAUCGCGUAACGAGCAGUGCCGGCGUAA